AUGCCUAACGAAGCGUUGCUCAACUUUGUAGUUCCAGGGCUUGCUGGUGACAGGGGCAAGACGGGAGGUGGUGCUGCUGGGACUCCUACCAAGGGUACCAGUGCUGAAGGGGCGGGGAAGGGCAAGUGGGCAGAUGUGCAGAGGUUCAGACAUUUGGCCGACUGGAGGGAUCCGUACAACGACCAUGAGAACCAUUCAUGCAAACUUGGCUUCUCUUCUCGUUCUUCCAUCAUGUUCGCAAGCUGGCUAUUGCUUCUCGAGCGCAUCUGUGGUCAGACUCGGCCAUAG
This is a messenger RNA of Cryptococcus amylolentus CBS 6039, 288 nucleotides long. RefSeq lists its product as hypothetical. The record is from RefSeq and is a predicted model, not a curated record. Lineage: Eukaryota; Fungi; Basidiomycota; Tremellomycetes; Tremellales; Cryptococcaceae. The coding region runs from base 1 to 288 and encodes 95 amino acids. The transcript has 2 exons.